This is a messenger RNA of Blumeria graminis f. sp. triticale, 915 nucleotides long. The record is from the annotation of a GenBank genome assembly. NCBI's taxonomy places the organism in Eukaryota, Fungi, Ascomycota, Leotiomycetes, Helotiales, Erysiphaceae.
AUGUCAUCUCUAGACCUAAAGACUCCUUUGAUAGCAAUGUGUCCUAAGAAAUUUAAAUUAUCCACUAAAUUAGUAACCUCCAUACGCUUUCAAAUUUCGGCAUUUUCUACUGGAUUAAGUUUACGGUCUGGGCAUAACCGCUGGUCAAAAAUCAAACAUGAUAAAGGCGCUGCGGAUGCCAAAAAGAAUCGGCUUCGAUCGUCACUCGCUCAUGAGCUAGCUCUUGCUUCUAGACUAUAUGGACCUGACCCAGCUAUGAACCCAAGACUUGCAACCUUAGUUGCCAACGCAAAGAAAGUUGGAUUUCCUAAGGCUUCUCUAGAAGUAGCCAUUGCUCGCGGACAGGGAAUAUCUGUAACAGGUACCACAUUGGAAAGUCUUACGAUAGAAGCCAUAAUGCCACCAACGAUUGCAUUAAUAAUUGACUGUGAAACUGAUAAUAAGGCCAAGGCGCUCAUGGACAUACGGUUCAAAAUAAAAUCCUACGGAGGCACUGCUACAUCAACCAACUACCUUUUUCAGAAAAAGGGAAGAAUAGUUUUCGAGAAUAAAGAAAAGGCUCUAGGAGUCGAUGACGUCUUAGAUCAUGCUAUAGAGGCUGGCGCAGAGGAUGUAGAGGUUGAUAACAAUCAAAAUAUUGUGAUAUGGACAAAUCCUAGUCAGACUAUUUCCACGGCUAAGGACUUACAAAAAACCCUAGCAUUGAAGCUGAUGAGUUCAGAAAUAAUUUGGGAUGCAAACAAGGAUACGUUGGUACCACUUACUGAUAUAGAUAUAAUGAAGUUGAACAGCCUAUUUGAUCUCGUGGAGGACCUUCAAAAGGUCAAUGAUGUUCAGGGUGUGUAUGCAAAUGUCACUCAGGGUAAUUUGUCUGAUGAAAGAUGGACUGAGUUAAAAGGUAAUUUAAACGCAUGA